AUGCCUACCACCCACUUCAUUCAACGAGUACUAACGUGUUGCUGGGCUAGACUACAACAAUGGCGUGCACGCAAACGUGCUGCUCGUUGCAAAGCAGCGGACAAUGCAGCCGCGCUCGAGCUAUCAGUCUGUGCGGCUCUCAUCGCUAUGUUCGUUGGUGUGCACGUGCUCUGCUUCUGGGAACCUCUGCAGCACCAUUUGUACCGCAUCCUUGCGGUGAUCAUGACACCUAUGGUGUUCUUCCCAGGCAUCGUCUUGCUUGCAGCCAUUCUAGUAUCUUGCGCUGCGGAUCUACGCACGGGUGAGGACGGAUGCGAUCUUGCACCGAUUCCUCCGAGCCGUUAUCCCAAUGGCCCGUUCAUUACAGUGAAGGGUGCCGGCAUCGACUGUUGCUACUCAGUCCGUGAUCUUCUAUGCGCACUAAGAAAGCAACACCACAUCGCCUCCCUUCAGAAAAUUCGACAAAGCGUGAUAUUCCCGCCUUUCGCGCGUGUACCAAUGGAUCUCAAUCAAAAUCUCGUGGAAGCUGGUGUCCGAAAUCUCUUGGUUGUGUAUGUGCAACACUCAGUCCUUGGUGGCUCGAGUCGAGCAGAAGAUCAAGAUACACUGUUAGAUGAGCCUUUCCAAUGCCCAUCGAAGCGCCGGCGCCACCGCGAGGCCGCGCGCGAUGAAGAAGUUACUCCGGACAAAGGCGGACAGAGGGUUCGCUCUCACACCAGAGCAUCAUACGAGAGCUCAAUGGCACAUCAAGCAGCAACACGCAAACACGCAUCCGAGCGCCCAGGGCUCACAGAAUCUGUUGCAGGUCUGUCUAGCGCGGCCGACCAAGAGCCCGAGAGUGUUCUCGGUGGCAUUCUUGAUGCGAUGGCACUUGACCCGCGCCCCAGUCUACCCGUUGUUGAAGAAAACGACGUAGAAUUUGUCGAACACGACAGGUGUCAGAAGUGGUGGCCUGAUUCACCAAUUAGGAAGGUGCUUACUUGGGAAGUAUCAGGAAGACUGAGGUCUUGCGCUUCCUGCGCAUAUUUAGCUCUCAAAAACGGGCUGGACUGGAAUGCGCCUGGACUUCGUGAUUUCAAGUUUGGACCCAUUGAUCACAACACUACGCUCUCGGACAAGGUCUACGAAGGCCUCUUACACUCAUUUGGGGAGGAUAGCAGUGACUCGGAGGUGGAGCUGGAUGCGCUUCUGGGUGAGCGUGAUCUGCACAAGGGCGGCAAUGAGGGCGAAGGCAAAGCGGACUAUGCGAUGUACGAGGAAGCGGGCAACGAUAACCCAUGGUUUCCCUGGCCAAGUCGACUGGAGAUGGCAAAUCCACAUGUCAGGCGCCAUUUGCGCUUCCUGCCAGAAGACUCUGGUCCCAAGAUUUUCGAGGCAUGGCAGGCGGACCGCUGGCUGCACGAGUUGGACCCAAAACUGGCUACACCUAUGAUCCGCAUCAGGCAACAAGAUUACUAUACUUUCGAGCCUCUUUUACUCGCAUCCGAUCACCUGCGCGUAUCACCAUCUGGGAGAGCAUACAUGCCAGUUCGGUGGUUCAUGCGAGGCAAGAAAACUCUUGCGCAAGCUUGGCAACUCCUUCCGUCAACAUCAGCAAGCGGAGAGCGCAGCUGGGUGGUUGAUGAGUUGGUACAGGGUCAUACAACACAUGCUAUUCUGGACCCACACAACAUAUUUGGAAUCUGUUGUGAAGGGACGAGUGUAUCACCGUGGGAUACGUCACUAUCUGUCCCAAAGCAUGGGAAUGCAUGGCGCGCUAAAAGCCGUGGUCAUUGCACAGUCAGUAUGCCAUUGUGGCUCUACUGCGAUGACACCUUGGGCAACGUCUCGAAGCGGUGGAACAAACACAAUUCCUUCUUAUUCACUGCUGCCGGGCUACCACGCCGAGAGGUUCACAAGGAGAGCAGCAUCCAUUUCCUGUCAACAUCAAAUAUUGCGCCCCCGCUAGAAAUGCUCGAUGGGAUUGUCGAUCAGCUUGAAUCUAUACAAGAGACUGGAAUCUGGGCUUGGGAUUGUGUCAAGAAGGAGCUUGUUCUGGUCAUUGUCUCGAUACUCGCUAUGCUUGGGGAUAAUCCCAUGCAGAGUGAAUUUGCCUGUCACGUCGGCUUUAUGGGCCGGCUGUUCUGUCGUGUGUGCUGGGCAACCAGAGAUGGUGCUUCAGAGUCACUGGCGGAUGAUGAUGAUGACGAAGAUGACAAGCUCCCUCGUGGGUACUCGAGCAACGAUUCUGCUGCUUCUUUUCAGAAGGAAAGGCGAACAUUCAAGAACGAGAGCUUUCAGAAGAUGGUCCAGCGGCUGCACAACUUUGUCAAGCGUGCACGUCCUCGGGUAUGCGAUGAGACGCUGGACACAUUAUGCUCACAAUUUGACACAGCAUUGCGUGUUGGCGGAAAGACCGAGUUCAAGCGGAAGCGUACUGCCACAGGUGUAAAAUACACGUUUAUGGAAUAUCUCCUUGGCCCUGUUUUUUCUGCAAGUACCCGCCGUGGUGGUACAAAGGCCAGCAAACAGAGGCAAGUCGAUGCUAUAAAAGCAACGUUGCCGUCCUUGGUUUACAGCCCCAUCUGGCGUAUACGAGACUUUGAUCCACAUUCCAAUACACCUGUCAAAAUCCUUCACAUCAUCUUGCUAGGUUUUGUCAAAUACUUUUGGCGUGAUACGCUGUCUCGCCUCAAGAAGGACAAGCUCGAAAUCCUGUGCACAUGCUUGAACUCCUUCAACAUCUCUGGGCUUGGUGUAGAUCCGCUCUCCGGCAAAAGGCUGGUCACAUAUGGUCGCUCGUUGACAGGUGCCGACUUUCGCAGCAUUGCGCAGGUGUGUGGAGGUCCUGGGAGAGUGGACGUUAAGGGGUUUCGAGGAGACAAAGGGCCCUCACCCUCUGGCCCUACAAAACACCAGCUCAUCCGAUUUUCUCCCCCCUCUACACCGUUGCGAGACUCGACGUUAGCUGCCUCAGAUAGUGACUCAGUCCGCGCAGUCGCCUCGGAUACAGGACACGCCGCCAGCACGUUCCCAACAGUACCCGGCAGCAACCUCAUGGGUAACUCUAGCCGAGCGGGAGGCAGUGGCGAGGGCGCCGCCGCCGACCUCGGCGAUGACGGCAGACGAUCGAGGGGUGACGGAGAGAAGGAGCAGCGAGAUAUGCGCCGCGCCAUCCUCAACACGGCAUACCACCUCCUUCACAACGUGGACGACCCCUCGCAUCCGCGGAUAGAGUUUUGCACCGCGCGCGGGCGCCUGGACUGGCUCAUCAACCACCGCAACCUAUCCCCCGAGGACGUGCUCGACAGAGGAGUGCCGGCGGGCAGGAAGUAUCCUGGGCUCAACACGCGCUGCGCUGCUGCCUUGAGCAAGUAUCGUAAGCUGCGAGACCAAGCGGAGGCAUGGGUAGCGGGCGAGACUCCCCCCACGCUGUCACCUCUUACUACGCCGGGAUCUGUCUAUAAGGAGCUGCCGUUCAUCCAGGAUGACGGCGAGAAGUUGAGAUACCUCAUGGGCGCGGUGCCCAGCUACCUGCCAUCCAACCCUGGCCGCCCGAGUGAGCAGCGCAACCGCUUCCAUUUGCUUAAGCUGGAGGACGUCACGAAGCCCCCUUCGCCGCUCCUCAGAGCAUUCCCGGAGCGCCUUCCAGAAGCCGAACCCGAGAUUUGCUACUACGAGCAGGGCAUUCUGAAGGCUUAUGUCGACCCGAAGCAGGCGCGUGAGCCGUGGGGCGGAGGGGACUCAGCAUAUGAGAACUACUGGAAUCCCACGGCACAGACGAAGAAAACCAUUUCAUUCGUCCCUCAGCCCGUCAAAGAUCCUUCUACGGCGGGAGCAACCCUCUCUCAAGAGAAAAAGAAAGGGAAGGCCUGCGAGGAGGGCGAGCGCUCGGCAUCUUAUUUUGGGUCGCUGUCGCGCAUAGGCGACCUAGACAUCGACGACUCGGCAUCCGCUUCUCUCCGGGAACGCAAGAAGAAGCGGAGGUCGAAGAAGAAGCACAACGAGCGCCGUAGUCGCAAGAACACCUCCGAGAGCGACGGGAAAGGACAUAGAAAGCUCAAUCCAGGACCACCGCACCAGCCGCCCAGGAAAGGGAAUUCCUCGAACUGCGCGACGUCGCACCUUGUGCAGUAA
Messenger RNA from Schizophyllum commune H4-8, 4116 nucleotides. RefSeq lists its product as uncharacterized. The coding region runs from base 1 to 4116 and encodes 1371 amino acids. The record is from RefSeq and is a predicted model, not a curated record. The transcript has 16 exons. NCBI's taxonomy places the organism in Eukaryota, Fungi, Basidiomycota, Agaricomycetes, Agaricales, Schizophyllaceae.